Molecule: messenger RNA, 1103 nt
Organism: Seriola dumerili (greater amberjack)
Lineage: Eukaryota; Metazoa; Chordata; Actinopteri; Carangiformes; Carangidae
Exons: 5
Coding region: 330-941 (203 amino acids)
Source: RefSeq, a predicted model, not a curated record
UGAAAAUACUGUGUCUGAUUUUGCUUUUGCAUGCAAGUCUCCAGCUCCAGUGUAAUAAUAGAGAGAUUACAGCACAUAUUGGAGGUGACUUCAUUCUUAACUGCAAAUAUGACACAAACCGAUUCAGGUACAGUAAAAAGUACUGGUGCCGAGGAGACAACAAAAACACCUGUGAGAUUCUGGUGGACUCAGAACUCGUUGCUAAAACCAGACAGAGGUUUCAAAUAAUAGACGCAGCAAAAAGAGGGCUGUUUGUCAAAGUCACAAACCUCCAAUUUGGUGACACUGGAGUGUACUGGGUUGGGAUUGACAAAGUGUAUGCCGACAUCAUGACUAUGAUUAAUAUUCAUAUCACUGAAGUUCCAGUAUCUAAACCCAGACUUUGGCCCCUGAGCUCUCUGGUGGCCAUGCCAACAUGCAGGGGGCAGCCAGUGACUGUGCGCUGUGGUUGUACAAAGGGCACUGGCAUUCGUUAUGCCUGGUAUCAACGCACUCACCACGAGGACUUACGUCUUGGCCUGUCAUCAGACUUGCACCUACACUGCGGCAAUGUGGAGAAGGACAGUGAUUAUUACUGUAUUGGCAGUAAUGACAUAAGUAGACAGGAGAGCGAGAUCCUCUCUGUGCAGGUUCUGAUGCCUGCAGACAGCAGCUGCAUCUAUGUUGUUAAUAUGCAGGGCCAACCCAUUUAUGACUGUGCUGACGGAAAGAGCACCACCGUGUCCCAAACUCCACCUCUGACCACUUGCCAAGCCACCACCAAAAUCCACACUGUCACAGGAAACCAGUCUUUACAGAUCAAUCAAACUCAUCAAAAUCUGUUUUUAAACAGGGCAUGGACAGGGGUGCCACUCUGGUAUGCACUGCUACGUUGGGGUUCUUUUGCUUCCUUGUUGAUAUAUCUGUGCCUAGUUCUUAAAUGUACAAAAACAAGACAUUAGAAAACAUGUCAAGAGGAAGAGUAAAGUUCAUUUCAAGCGAAUGCCCAAUUUGGCUCAGUGAGCUUCAUUUUAGAGUGGUAGUUCUGUGAAAGUCAUAUCAGCCUCUGUGGCAUUUGUUUUGUGGUUUUAUUGUCUAGGUCAUAAUGAGUGUCAGCAUGUUUA